AUUCCUGGCGCUCUUUCAAAGGGCGCCUUUUGAUGACCCUGCGCAGAGCGGGGGUCCUGGUGCGCCAGGGAUGCCACGAGCUGGGGAUUGCACGGAGCAACUCUCGGAAAAGGAAGUCGAUGGGACCCUCGGCCCCAAGUGGAGCUUUGUGGAUGCUGGGCAGGGCAAUGACGUCCAAGUCCCUCUUCUUGUGUCUGGCCAUCUUCUCUUCGCUUAUCCAAGUGGUGAUAGAAGGCAGCUCUUGGUGGUCUCUGGGCAUGAACCACAUGAAUCCCAUGAACCCUGUUCAGAUGCCAGAGGUGUACAUAAUUGGAGCCCAGCCGUUGUGCAGCCAGCUGGCAGGGCUCUCUCAAGGACAGAAGAAGCUCUGCCAUUUGUACCAGGACCACAUGCAGUACAUCGGAGAGGGAGCAAAGACUGGGAUUAAGGAAUGCCAGUAUCAGUUCCGCCACAGACGAUGGAAUUGUAGCACUGUGGAUAAUAACUCUGUUUUUGGCAGAGUCAUGCAGAUAGGCAGCAGGGAGACGGCCUUCACUUAUGCUGUCAGUGCUGCUGGAGUGGUCAAUGCAAUGAGCCGGGCCUGCCGAGAGGGGGAGCUGUCCUCCUGUGGUUGCAGCAGGGCCGGCCGGCCAAAAGAUUUACCUCGGGACUGGCUGUGGGGCGGCUGUGGGGAUAACAUUGACUAUGGCUAUCGCUUUGCCAAAGAAUUUGUGGAUGCCCGCGAGCGAGAGAGAAUAUAUCAGAAAGGAUCUUAUGAGAGUGGUAGGAUUUUGAUGAACCUGCAUAACAAUGAGGCGGGGAGAAGAGUAAGUAGCCCAAACAGAACUUUUUUUCCUGCAGUUUUCCUUUGACCUGAAUGUCAGAAGUGUGGUUUCCAUUGACGAUUUUGUUCCUUGAAUGUAUUUCCUGAAAAUUGUGCCUGUUGGGUUUGGCAAGUUGAAUUUGCAUCCUAGUUGCCUGCAGGUGAGACUUGUUGGCUGGACUCAGAAAUGUUACAGUCCUUUUCUUUAUAUGCAGAAGAGGAAUAUUGCUAAUUCAAAUGAGAAAGAGGCAAUGGAAGGAAGAGAAUGAACUUGUGGCAAUACAAGGGCCAUUGGCUAGAUUCCUUCCUUGACAUGGGUCCAAAGGACACCUUUCCACUUCCGGAUUCUCUAGCAAAACUGUUGAAAGC
Messenger RNA from Sphaerodactylus townsendi, 1171 nucleotides. Its product is annotated as protein Wnt-5a-like. Lineage: Eukaryota; Metazoa; Chordata; Lepidosauria; Squamata; Sphaerodactylidae. Gene Ontology annotation, molecular function: frizzled binding; cytokine activity. Gene Ontology annotation, cellular component: extracellular region. The transcript has 4 exons. Gene Ontology annotation, biological process: multicellular organism development; cell fate commitment; neuron differentiation. The record is from RefSeq and is a predicted model, not a curated record. Bases 33 to 851 code for a protein of 272 amino acids.